CUUGUUAUUUAAACGCCGGCUUGCUCGCAUCUUGAAGUCGUGCAUUUCACUCCAUCACCAGGCAGCAUGGCUUCUGACAACCAGGCGCCUCUGGGCUCCAUCGAGAACCCCAAGAAGUUCCUGGACCAGGACUUUGACACCCUGCUGGAGAAGUGCCUGAAGGCUGGGAAGCCGUUUUCAGACCCGACCUUUCCGGCUGAACAGAAGUCCAUCGGGAUGCCUGAAGACCCWAACCCUGCAAAGGCGAUCAAAUGGAAGCGACCCAAGGAAAUCAGUGGGGAUGCUGUGUUUGUGGAGGACACGAUUGGAACCACAGAUAUCUGUCAGGGCCAACUGGGCGACUGCUGGCUGCUGGCAGCUCUCUCCUCUCUGACCAUCCACCCUCAGCUCUUUGCUAAAGUUGUGCCGUCCAACCAAACACUGGCUGAGCCUUACGCCGGGAUCUUCCACUUCAGGAGGCGUGUGGAGGAAGCUGCGUCUGGACCCGGGGAACUACAUCAUCGUUGGAUCCACUUAUCGGCCCAACCAGCCCGGAGAGUUCUUUAUCCGCAUUUUCUCUAAGAUCAGAAACACUUUGGGAGGUCAGGACUUCACCUGCUCUUCUACCUACCUGCCGGUUUCGUCCCCCCCUGUCUCCACAGAGGAUCGCACCAAAGUUGCGAGCACGUUUGAUGAAAAAGCCGGUCCAGACGACAGGCUGGAUGCUGARGAGAUCACCAAGCUGUUCAACUCAGUUGUUGAUAAAGAUCUGCCUCUGGAGACAUGCAGACAGAUUAUCUUUGGAGAAGAUACUGAGGGCCGCGCCACUCUGAGCCGUCAGCAGGCAGAAACCCUGAUCUCAGAUCUGCGCAAUCUGCAGUCAAUUUUUAUCAAGUUUGAUGAGGAUUCUUCUGGGACCAUGAACCUGUUUGAGCUCAGCAUGGCCCUGGAGGCUGUUGGAAUGCGAUGCGACAACAAAGUAGUUCAGUUCCUGUCUGAGCGGUUUGCAGCUGGAGAGCUUCAGCUGCCCUUCCACGGCUUUGUGUCGUGUGUCACCAGGCUGCGCAAGCUUUUUGCUCUGUUUGAAGCAGAGACAAACCAGGAGGUGAAAAACCGAGGGAUCAAUGCUUGGCUGCUUCAGUUCAUGACGCUGUAAAGAUGUUGAAAACGGAACAAGAAGAGGUUAAAAAAACGGAUUCAGAUUCAAAAUUUCUUGCUGUCAUUGCUUUACAUGAUUUUACAUCUUCUGAUGUUUUAAUUCCAAUGUGCUGCAUCCAAAUUAUUUUAUAAUCACAUCUAUGAUACUGCUGUCCUGACAGAGCUCACUAGGAACUUGUUUUAUUCAGUAAUGCCAACUGAUGCUUUCAUUAACAAUAAAACAAUUUUAACACCUUAAACAUAA
Austrofundulus limnaeus is the source of this 1381-nucleotide messenger RNA. It is a transcript of the gene capn12, whose product is annotated as calpain 12. The record is from RefSeq and is a predicted model, not a curated record. Gene Ontology annotation, cellular component: cytoplasm. Lineage: Eukaryota; Metazoa; Chordata; Actinopteri; Cyprinodontiformes; Rivulidae. Gene Ontology annotation, biological process: proteolysis; negative regulation of apoptotic process. Gene Ontology annotation, molecular function: calcium-dependent cysteine-type endopeptidase activity; calcium ion binding.